Molecule: messenger RNA, 998 nt
Organism: Rhinichthys klamathensis goyatoka
Lineage: Eukaryota; Metazoa; Chordata; Actinopteri; Cypriniformes; Leuciscidae
Product: mast cell protease 4-like
Exons: 5
Coding region: 2-760 (252 amino acids)
Biological process (GO): proteolysis
Molecular function (GO): serine-type endopeptidase activity
Source: RefSeq, a predicted model, not a curated record
GAUGACUACAGCGUACAGCCUGUUGCUCUCAGUGGCUUUGACAAGCUUGACACUGACUAGUACAUUUGGAGCUGAUAUCAUCAAUGGCAAAAAAGCCAAGAAGAGCUCCAUGCUUUACAUGGCAUCAGUUCAGAUUGAAGGACAACACAGAUGUGGAGGAUUCCUGAUCGACCCGAGCUACGUGCUCACGGCCGCACACUGCGAUAAAAGAGGCAACAUGACUGUGGUCCUGGGCACCCACAACAUCAGUCCACAAGGGGCGAAUCUGAGAAGAUAUACAGUGCAAAAUAAACAUAAGCACCCAUCUUUCAAAAACGUGAAAGCUGGCAAUGACAUCAUGCUUCUGAAGCUGUCCAAGAAGCUGAAAGCCAAAGGUGUGAAAAUCAUCAAAAUCCCGAGCAAUGACAAACCACUGAAGCCUAAAUCCAAGUGUCAGGUUGCUGGAUGGGGUAAAACCGAACAGCAUAAUGUGGUGAACGAUCUGCUGGUCACAGACGUGUUGACCAUCAACUUCACAAUCUGCAAGACGAUGUGGGAAAAAGUGCAAGUAAAACUCCCAGAAAACACUCUGUGCGCUGGAGGCUCCAAGACUAAAAGUGGCGCUUGCCAGGGCGAUUUGGGUGGACCGCUAGUGUGCAGUGGGAAAGCGGUGGGCAUCGUCUCUUUGGAUCGCUGCGACUACCCAAAUGUUCCCAAUAUUUACACUCAAAUUUCAAAAUACACAGUCUGGAUCAAGAAGGUGAUCAAUGGAGGUGCCUGAUGCCUUUAACACUGAAUUGUAUUGUUGUGCAGGGUGGUGUUGUGUUGUCAGAGGUCAUUCAGUAUCAUUUUGCUGUUUCUUAGAUGGUCACAAAGAUCUUGUUGGUGCAUGAGGCAUGUUUGCUUCAGAACGUGCAUUUGCUGCCACAUUACUUACUCUACAGGAAAGUUCUCAUCAUUCGUUGUAUUUCCUUAGGUUUAAACAGAUCUCUGCUCGACUAUGUCAUAAUGCACACACA